Magallana angulata is the source of this 1230-nucleotide messenger RNA. RefSeq lists its product as uncharacterized. Lineage: Eukaryota; Metazoa; Mollusca; Bivalvia; Ostreida; Ostreidae. The coding region runs from base 179 to 889 and encodes 236 amino acids. The transcript has 5 exons. The record is from RefSeq and is a predicted model, not a curated record.
AGACAUAUUUACACACACGGCAAACCAAAGCGUGACCCUGACCUUGAAUAGAUUCCGUUUUAUUGAUAGUACGCGGUUUGUUUACAUGAUGACGGAGUGGAAACCCCAAUUAUAAUGGCGGGGUAUAUAUACAGAGGUGCAUACCAUAGUAUGCUGUUUCAACCAUGAGUGCAGAAGAAUGCCAAAGAAUGCCACGGACGCGCCUAUGUAUCAGGGCACCCUCGGUCUCACCGGAGAAGUAACCACUUUGUUUACAACAACAACAACGGUGACGACAUUUACAACAACAAUGUACAACAUGGGGCAGAAAUAUGACGAGGGGGUGCUACAUCUCGUGGCUGUCAUCUCCAGUGUUGUGGUAUUCGUGGGGCUAGUGCUCGCCAUCAAGUCUAUCGUCGGUUUCCUCAACCGACUCAACAGAAGAGAAGGGGACCUGCGUGAUAACACCCGACCUGGCUCUUCGUUUCUCCAGUGGUUAAGAGACGAACCCCCGCCAUAUCCCGGUAAAUAUUCCCGGACUAACGUGAAUUACCUCCCCUCGUAUCUGUCCGCGAUAGAGAUGGAACAGGAGCGACAACGGCAGGAAACGGCGACAAUGAGCCAGCCGGCGCGUGAUUUACCGGAAGUGAGCAGUCAGAGUAGCGUCAUAAUGUUUACUGCUCCAGAAGAUGGCGUCGUUUGUCUGAAAGAUUCCAGAAAUUCAGAUUCUCAAACAUUUAGUCAGAGUAGAGUGAAUGAAACCAGCACAACUGUUGAAAAUGUUAUCAACGAGGUCUUGAUAGCGAACCAAAGAGACGAGAGAGACGUACAGUUAGAGGAGAACAGGUUACGAGCACCCACCGCCAUGGAUAUUACUCCAGCAGUUGACAGCCGUGUGACUUUGGAUUGAGACAAAACAGUAGUUGUAGGAACAUUUAACACAACUGUGAUACAAUUAGAAAAGAAUCUUAUUGGUACGAUUGUUUCGGUUGCGUGCACAAAGGUAGUGAUUGUCAUGAAUGUAUGCAGGUUAUAAAAACUGACGCCGAAUGAUGGUGUGUUGAUAUUGUGACGUCACAUACGUACCUUACAUUGUUUUUGCACCUAUUUUCACACUCCAAGUGCCAUACAUUCGAUUCCGAACACUGUAUUUAUCUGCGUAUGUAUUUGUUUAUGUAUUCAUUUAUCUUAGUUUUUACAUAUGUUUUUACAUAAAUUAUCCAAAGUGAUAAAGCCAGUGGGUAAUUGUUU